AUGACAGACACAAACACCAAAACAGUCGCCACGUGGCGCAACAUCCCCAACCUCCUCAAUUCCUCUUCCCACGACGUCGUUUCACCCAACCACCUCUUCAACGACGCCGUCUUCACUCUCACCGCCGGAAAUGUCGCUCGUCUUAAAUUCGCCAGCGUCUCCGCGUCGCAAACUAAACCUGGCAAGGAAUUCACUCCGACGGUGGCUCAGCUUCUAAACCACCCGCUCGCCGUUGUCGCUCUUGUUCCCAAAGAUGCCGCUCUGUUUCUCGCGGGAGCUGUUGCUGGUGCUGCUGCUAGGACCGUCACCGCUCCACUUGAUCGCAUCAAGCUUCUCAUGCAGACUCAUGGAGUGCGAAUAGGUCAAGAAAGUGCGAAGAAGACAAUUGGUUUUAUUGAGGCAAUAACAAUGAUAGGGAAUGAAGAAGGCAUUAGAGGUUACUGGAAGGGUAACCUACCUCAGGUUAUUAGGGUUAUACCUUAUAGUGCAGUCCAGCUCUUUGCUUAUGAAAUUUAUAAGAAAAUAUUCCAAGGAAAAAAUGGUGACCUCUCUGUUGUGGGAAGACUUGCAGCAGGUGCUUUUGCGGGCAUGACAUCAACUUUUAUAACUUACCCAUUAGAUGUCUUGAGAUUACGAUUAGCUGUUGAACCUGGGUGUCGAACAAUGACAGAGGUCGCCUUGAGCAUGAUAAGAGAGGAAGGUUUUGCAUCUUUCUACUAUGGCCUUGGGCCUUCUCUUAUUGGAAUAGCUCCAUAUAUUGCAGUUAACUUUUGUGUUUUUGACUUACUAAAGAAGUCGUUGCCGGAGAAAUAUCAAAAGAGAACCGAAGCAUCUCUUAUCACCGCCGUGCUUUCAGCGUCUCUUGCCACACUUACGUGCUAUCCUCUGGACACAGUUCGAAGACAGAUGCAACUGAAGGGAACACCUUAUAAGACAGUAUUAGAUGCCAUUUCAGGUAUUGUGGCACGGGAUGGAGUUAUUGGCUUGUAUCGCGGAUUUGUGCCCAAUGCCUUAAAAAACCUACCAAACAGCAGCAUCAGGCUUACCACAUAUGACAUUGUCAAACACUUAGUUGCAGCUAGUGAGAAAGAGUUUCAAACGAUUGCUAACGAAAACCGCAACAAAAUAAAGAAACAUCCAUAG
Molecule: messenger RNA, 1143 nt
Organism: Vicia faba (fava bean)
Lineage: Eukaryota; Viridiplantae; Streptophyta; Magnoliopsida; Fabales; Fabaceae
Source: the annotation of a GenBank genome assembly